AUGCGUUUCCAGUCCCCUAUGCCACUGGGCAGUCUCCAGGGCCAACCCAUGACAAUGGGAACUCCCGGUUCGACGGGCCAUCCACCCUUCUUUUCUCCUGCUGGCCUGGGUGCCAACACUCUUAACCGUCCCCUCAUGAAUCCGGCUGGUCUCAAUCCACAUCCAUUUGAUCGGGUGAAACAACUCGGAGCUGUUGGCCUUCCUCGGCAGAUGCCCCAGAAACCACUGGACGAAGUCACCUGUUUCAAGUGCGGUGAUAAGGGUCAUUACGCGAACCGCUGCAAUAAGGGCUACUUGGCUUUCCUCAGUAAGGGUUCGAAUCAAGUGGGCGUCGGCGCCCCUGUAUCAUAG
Messenger RNA from Spirometra erinaceieuropaei, 351 nucleotides. NCBI's taxonomy places the organism in Eukaryota, Metazoa, Platyhelminthes, Cestoda, Diphyllobothriidea, Diphyllobothriidae. The record is from the annotation of a GenBank genome assembly.